CCUCGCCCCUCGAUGGGGCCCUCGGACACCUCUCUUCCCAGUCUUUCCGUACCCAAGAGUCGAAAGAGCAUAGCCGCCAUCCCCAGCCCAAAGACGCCAAAUGCGCCUCGAAGUGGUUUACGAGCACCCUCCUCAGCAUCUCCCGCUCCCUCCAACGGCGCUGUUCCCCCCGUACCGAAAGCUGGCCAGACUCUCCGAAAAGCUGUUAGCAUCAAUUCAUUUCCGAAACCUCCCAAGGGCGACAAUCGAUUCGGCAGCAUGCCAUCCAGCCCUCUGGCAGGCGGCGACAAAGCUCGCUCUGCGCGAAAACCGAAGUCCGCUAGAGACUCCGUAGCCAGUAGUAACAAUCCAACGCCUACACCGAGUUUGUUAAAUGGCAGUGCCGAAGGAAAAUUCAUAAGCAGCGUCCGUAUGUCUGAUGGUGUCAUCAGUGUAUCAUCCCCUCCUCACAGCCGAAGUUCCUCUGCUCAGGGCUCCUAUUCCACAUCAGCGACGACAUAUGAGGACUCCGCCGACGCGUCCGGCAGCGCCUCUGAAAAACGAGCGUCGACUACUGAGGUAAAGGGCAACGUUAUCGUUAGCGUCCGAGUGCGACCAGAUGCAACAAACGACAACCACGCUGACGGAGAAUGGAUGGUCGAUGGUCGAAGAUCUCUGAUCGGAUACAAAGGAAAAGAAGGAGGCGAUUAUUACUAUGACAAUGUCUUUACGACCCAUGAUAAUAACGCCCGCGUCUACGACCACAUGGCCAAGCGCCUCGUCCGGAGAGUUAUGGAAGGUUACCAUGGUACGGUGUUUGCCUACGGCCAGACUGGAACUGGCAAGACGUUUUCCAUGCAAGGAACGGCAUCUUCACCUGGUGUCAUCCCGCUAGCCAUUACGGAUAUUUUUUCUUACAUUCGCGAAACACCCUCCCGCGAGUUCUUGCUGAGAGUGAGCUACCUUGAAAUUUAUAACGAAAAAAUUCACGAUUUAUUGAGCAUGGCCUCUGCCGGUGGCGCUGGGGCUCCUCAAGAGGAAAUCAAGCUGCGAGAAGACAGCAAGCGUGGCGUCUACGCCACCCCUCUGAAAGAGGAAAUCGUUCAGAGUCCCACGCAGCUGCUUCGAGUUAUAGCUCGAGGUGACCAAGCCCGCCGAACAGCCAGCACGCAGUUCAAUGCUCGAAGUUCUCGAAGUCACGCCGUCGUCCAAAUCAUUGUUGAAAGUCGAGAGCGAAUGCCGGGCAGUGCCAACCCUGGCGACAACAAGCGAUCAGCCAUCGUGCCCGGAGGUGUUCGAGUCUCUACUUUGAGCUUGAUCGAUCUUGCCGGCUCAGAAAAGGCUGCAGAGUCAAAGGAGCGAAGACAAGAGGGUGCACACAUCAACAAAAGUCUUCUCACUCUCGGAACGGUCAUUGCAAAGCUCUCCGAAUGGAAGGACAAGGGUGGAGAUAAAGAUGGCAAACAUCUGCCUUACCGAGACAGCAAACUGACACGUCUGCUUCAGGGAGCUCUCUCUGGUAACUCUCUUGUCAGUAUUCUUUGUACGGCUGCGCUUGGAGUGACUGGAACCGCGGCCACUGCUGCCAAUCACACCAUAGAAACUCUGAAUACCCUCAAGUUCGCGUCACGUGCAAAGAACAGUAUUGUCAGUCACGCCAAGAGAGCCGAAGAAGCGCUGGGCGCUGGAGGCGAUGGUGCUGCACGGGUGCUUUUGGAGCGUUAUCGUAUGGAGAUCCAGGAGUUGAAACAGCAGCUGGAGACCCAGGCCAAUAAGAAAAAUGACGAAGAGAUCAAGGAGCUUGUUGAGCACGACCGUGCUCAGACGGUGCAGAUGGCUGAACGGCACGAGGAGCAAAUCUUGGAAAUGCAACUUGCAAGGACGGCACUGAAAGAACGGAUUGAUCAUCUCAACCGCCUGAUUCUCAGCUCCAAGUCAGCCGGUGUCAACUCGAAUGGCACCAUGAGUGCACUUGCACGAUAUUCACAGAUUUCGCUGGUGGCGGGGUCAGCUCGAUCGUCGGUUGCCAUCUCAAUAAGGUCACCUUUGGAGCGGACGGCAUCGGUAGCGUCAAAUUCUACCAUUGGCCGGAGGUCCAGCUAUGGGGCCAAACGAAUGUCGUCGGGCGAGGCUGCUGAGAUUAUCGACGCAGAGGAGGAUAGCGUCGGCGAGAAUGGGGAUGGGAUGGCCUCUCUGACUGCGCAGAACCGAGCACUGCAAGCUGAUCUCGCGGACAAAACCCGGUACAUCUCGACGCUUGAAAAAAGGCUGCUCCAAGCCCGCCGAGCCAGCUCUUCUAGGACAUCGUCUGGCUUCUCGGUACCCACAAAGGGCAUCAUGGUGGGCGAGGACCAUAGCGUAGCUGCCUUGCUGAAGGAGAAGGACGCCGAGAUUGCCGAUCUGCGAGCCAGGUUGGACGACAAGGAUCGGAUGCUGGCUGCCUUGAGAAGCGCAGCUCGGUCGCGGGACAAUGCCGACGCAAUGACGGAACCUCGAUCGCCCCAGUCACAAGAUGGAAUCCGGAGCAGCCUCCCUCCCUGGAGUCCUACGAUCAAAGAAUCAAAGAGGAGGACGAAGAGUAUCGAUGAGAUGAACAAUAUGCUCGAGGAAAUGAUUCAAGACCGAGUCGACAACGGCCAGAUCAUUAGAGGUGUUCGGGGGAGUGUACGACUGGCG
This is a messenger RNA of Trichoderma virens Gv29-8, 2655 nucleotides long. RefSeq lists its product as uncharacterized. The annotation marks the transcript as partial. Gene Ontology annotation, molecular function: microtubule binding; ATP binding; microtubule motor activity. Gene Ontology annotation, biological process: microtubule-based movement. The transcript has 2 exons. Lineage: Eukaryota; Fungi; Ascomycota; Sordariomycetes; Hypocreales; Hypocreaceae. The record is from RefSeq and is a predicted model, not a curated record.